This is a messenger RNA of Nerophis lumbriciformis (worm pipefish), 2162 nucleotides long. RefSeq names its product X-prolyl aminopeptidase (aminopeptidase P) 1, soluble (gene xpnpep1). NCBI's taxonomy places the organism in Eukaryota, Metazoa, Chordata, Actinopteri, Syngnathiformes, Syngnathidae. Gene Ontology annotation, molecular function: metalloaminopeptidase activity. The record is from RefSeq and is a predicted model, not a curated record.
UCACGUGACCGCGACGUCACCGGCGAAAUGGCCGCCUCCUGUCAGUAAAACCAACACAAGGUCCGAAACCUCGAGAAAAACGCGUGUUUUUGUCAACCGCCGCAAGAGUCGCGUCCAAAAGGAGAAUCCACCAGACAGAAACAUGUCUCCAAAGAUCACAGGAGAGCUGCUCAGGCAGCUCCGCCAGGUGAUGAAGAACUGUAAAUACUUCUCUGAACCUCUCCAGGCGUACAUUGUUCCCUCUGGUGAUGCACACCAGAGUGAAUACAUUGCACCAUGUGACUGCAGACGGGAAUUUGUGUGUGGAUUCAACGGCUCAGCAGGUACGGCCAUUGUGACGGAACAGUAUGCUGCCAUGUGGACCGACGGCCGUUACUUCCUUCAAGCCAGCCAGCAGAUGGAUAACAACUGGACUCUCAUGAAAAUGGGGCUGAAGGAAACACCCUCUCAGGAGGACUGGCUGAUUAGUGUCCUGCCAGAGAACUCCAAAGUGGGAGUCGACCCGUGGAUCAUUGCUGCAGACCAGUGGAAAACCAUGUCCAAGGCGCUGAACAGUGCGGGACACUCUCUGGUAGCUGUGCAGGACAACCUCAUCGAUGCGGUGUGGACUGACCGCCCUCAAAGACCCAGCACACAUCUCCGUACUUUGGGAUUGGACUACACGGGUAUGUCGUGGCAGAAUAAAAUCGCAGCUCUGCGAGCCAAGAUGACUGAAAGGAAAAUCACCUGGUUCGUUGCGACAGCGCUGGACGAGAUAGCAUGGCUGUUCAACCUCCGUGGUGCAGAUAUUGAGUACAACCCUGUCUUUUUCGUGUAUACGAUUGUGGGGAUCAACACAGUAAGGCUUUUUGUAGACCAAAAGCGUCUGGCCGAUAUGUCGCUGAGAGAGCAUCUCCAGCUGGAUUCGCCCAGCAAGCCUGAGCUGCACAUCAAGACGUUACCGUAUGAAUCGGUGUACACAGAGCUGCAGGCCGUCUGCGCCGCCCUCGGCCCCAAGGACAAAGUGUGGAUCUGUGACAAGGCCAGUUGUGCUCUCACGCAGGUCAUCCCCAAGGCUAACAGAUCUCCUAUUCCCUACACACCCCUCUGCCUCGCCAAGGCGGUGAAGAACGCGACUGAGAUUGAAUGCAUGAAAACUGCUCAUAUCAAGGAUGCAGUCGCUCUUUGUGAACUCUUUGCUUGGUUGGAAAAAGAGAUUCCAAAGGGCACGGUGACAGAAAUCUCUGCUGCUGACAAAGCGGAAGAACUACGCAGCCAGCAGAAACAUUUUGUGGGCCUCAGUUUCCCCACAAUCUCCAGUGUUGGUCCCAAUGCAGCAAUCAUACAUUACAGACCUUUACCUGAGACCAACAGAACGCUCACCGUCAAUGAAGUGUAUCUGAUUGACUCUGGAGCUCAGUACAUUGACGGUACCACAGAUGUCACUCGCACCGUGCACUUUGGGACGCCGUCUGCAUAUGAAAAGGAAUGCUUUACGUAUGUACUAAAGGGACACAUUGCUGUCAGUGCCGCAGUCUUUCCCAAUGGAACCAAGGGCCACCUGCUGGACUCGUUUGCACGAGCUGCCCUGUGGGAGUCGGGCCUGGACUACCUUCACGGUACAGGUCACGGCGUCGGCUGCUUCCUCAAUGUCCACGAGGGACCCUGUGGCAUUAGCUACAAGACCUUCGCUGAUGAACCUCUGGAGGCAGGCAUGAUCGUCAGCGAUGAACCGGGCUAUUAUGAAGAUGGAGCUUUUGGCAUCAGGCUUGAAAAUGUGGUUCUUGUUGUCCCAACUAAGCCCAAAUACAAUUACAGAAACCGUGGCAGCUUGACAUUUGAGCCCUUGACUCUGGUUCCCAUCCAAGUCAAGAUGAUGAACACAGAGCUGCUCACACAGAAGGAGUGUGACUGGGUGAACCACUACCACAGGACUUGUCGGGAGGUGGUCGGAGCGGAACUGCAGCGUCAGGGAAGGAAGGAGGCGCUGGAGUGGCUCAUCAGAGAAACCCAACCCAUCAUGUGAGCAAAAACAUUGGCCAGGACUAUUGUGCCAACUGGUGCUGUGCAGUCAUCAUUGUUUGUAUUAAUAUUAUUACAGUAUAUGUCUCUCCUUCCUCUGUGGCUCUUCUUUUCUAAACAUGCAUUGUAUUAAGACUUUUAUUAAAGACCAGUGAAAACUA